Aspergillus mulundensis is the source of this 2520-nucleotide messenger RNA. RefSeq names its product putative cell wall proline rich protein. Lineage: Eukaryota; Fungi; Ascomycota; Eurotiomycetes; Eurotiales; Aspergillaceae. The transcript has a single exon. The coding region runs from base 1 to 2520 and encodes 839 amino acids. The record is from RefSeq and is a predicted model, not a curated record.
AUGUCCACGCCCCUUCCUAAUCCACCAUUCGUCUUUCCUGCCCGCGAUGCCAGUGAAACAGACAACCAAGAGUCCGAAAGGACGAUAAAUGGCCGACCACCUCUCCCGGCAUUCUCGUUCAAUCCAGGGUCCAUGGACUCGAACCAGGCACCAGCCCCAACCCCGUCCAUGAAUCGUAUGAACGGCCACCGUCGGCAGUACAGUGAGUUUGUUGGUGGAGAGCAACUGGUCACUCCUGGAAAUACGUUUACGGGACAAUCAAACGAGGAGAGUCCCGUGGGACCGAUGAAGCUGCCUCCCCCUGGACCUGGUUUCAGUGCAGGCAACCGGCGCCGACACGCCCAUAGACGAUCGGCGGCUAUUUCAAGCGUGGAUCUAACUGCUAUCUCGAAUGCUCUUGACUUGAAGCCUUUCGUUGAGAGUGCCCCAUGUGAGGACAUAACACGGGAGCGUAGGCCUUCCCAUGAACCAUCCCAAUUACUUCCCCAUUCGGCGACAGUCCUGUCUCGGCCCACGCCUCCAGCAUCGCCCAAGAUACAGCUCGAUCCUGUAUGUCCGGAUACCCAGGCCACUACGGACCAACAAUGUUCAAACCCUUCUCCAUCUACCCCAACUUCACCAAUCAUCCCUGACCCAGUUUAUGCCCGAAAGAGCGAUACUGCCAUCUCGUCAUUCAAGGCGGAGUUCCCGGGUAGCGCGCCAAAAUCAAGGCCCAGGCCGCGAACAGCGGAUGCUUCCUUGAUGUUUGAGUUCAGUGAAAAUAGCAUGACGGACAAUUCUCCACCAACCAAGCGACCCAGCUCUGCGGCAGGCCAUUCUCGCUCACACAAAAGCAUGUCUUCUGGUCUCCUUACUGCGGCUUUCCGAAAGAGCCAUGUCGAGGGUGACGGUCUCUUCCCGCCGUCGUCGAGGCUGUCCUCAUCUGAUGACGACUCCGAUAUCAACGCAGAUGUCACUCACGAGGCAUUGGGAUCGCCUUCCUCUACCAGAAAGACGAAGGCCAAGAAAAGACAGAAAAAGGUUCGAUCUUGGGCUGGUUCUCUCCUAAUCAGGAAGACGAAAGGUCACGAUUCAAAGAAGGCCGACACAGAAAGCAAAUCUAGUCAAGCACGCCCUCCAGCACUGACUAGAACAAACUCGGAUUUUGGCUCUGGCUUGGAUGUGGAAUUCGAUGACGAUAACAUUGUUGUUAUUCGAACACCCACCAACCCCACGCAUCCAGAGACCCAGCAGAUCCCUAGCGAUGGUGAAUCAUGGGCAUCCCUGGAGGAGGCGUGGAAGCCACGGAGCUUUUACGAACAGACUACCGUGCCAGACGCCAUGAGUCCUGUAAUCGAUUUGGAUGCGGCACUAGGACCCUUCAAUACGCCUGAGAUGCGCUCCGGUAAUGCUCCAGAGAGCGGCUUUUCUGCAGCAACCAAGCGAAUGUAUAGUGGCGGACGGCGGGGCGAGUUUGUUGGUCCGGAAAUGCGGUACCAUCGAAGGGCUGAAAGUGCUCCAGAAAUGCCUCCGUUCGAUCGCGCGUUCCUGGGAAGUCACCGAUUUCCAACUAGCUCUUCGCUGGACAAUCCUGACGUCUUUUAUGAAGAGGACGAAGACGCUUUCCUAGCGGCGACCAGUGAUACCGGCAAGGAUAGCGAGGAACAUCCGCAAGGUGAAGCUACCAUGACGGAAUCAAAGAAGUCAGAAGAUAGUACGGACAGCUCUGACACGAUGACCGGAAAAGCUGUCGACGAAUUUGCUAGCGCAGGGAAUGCAGGACUUGGAAUCCAGAAACCCCAGGCAGGCGCCGCCAUGUCGGCUCCUGCAACAUCAUCCUUUCAAGAUCUUUUCAAGCCGGAUCAGCGGUUCUACUCCAGUCAGGCCCAAAAGAGCUCAACGCCGUUCUCUAGCCGGCCUAAAACAGCAUUGGAACAUGCAAAAUACGAUGAAUGGCAAAACAGAACGCCGGUCCCCGCCAGCCCCGAAGUUUCACCUCGCUUCUUACCUGCUGACAGUCGGCCUAUGACCUCGCCCACCGAACUUUCCGCAAUGUCCCCGUUGUCUCUUCCGGGCGGCUACUCCCUCCCGAACUCAGCAUUUCCAUCACCGGAUUUCAACAACUCCUCGGACGCCCCUCGUUCGAUAACUACAUCGUCGACUACCGACCCGUUCCCUCAUGCGUCUAUGGAGGACGUGCCUUCACUUACUAGUAGCGCCUCGACCAUGACAAACACCUUGAAUCGCGUUUCUGCGACUUUCUUCACGCGCCCUCGUCUAUCGACGGAUCGCUCAGCAUCCUUUUCUGCUGCUGUCAAUCGUCGCUCCAGCCAACCUAGCUCCAAGAGGUCGAGCCUUGCAAGUCUCUCUAAGCUUGUUGUUGGGCCACACGCCGAACGAAGCAAGCUGAGCCAUGAGGAGAAGCCACCGGGCGAUGAACCAGAAAAGGCCAGGAAGAAGGGCCGGCGGAUCAGUCGAUUAAUGCAUUUCUGGCGGGCGAAAGACAAAGAGAAGCUGAAUGAGCCGACUGUCCAGGAUUAG